AUGACUUCCAAAACUAGUAAAUCAAAAAAAGAUAAAAACUCGGAUUUGAUAACGAAAAAAGAAGAUGCCAUAUCGGAUAAGACCUACCUCACCAAGGAGGUGGAAACUUCCAUAAGUCUCCUGGAAAGUCGGGAAAACGCUGUGGUUUUUGAAUCUCUGCUUUUCCUAUCGAAAUAUGGAGACCUCAAGGAAGAAAACCUUGUGAAACUUCAGAAAAACGGUCUUGCGUGUAAAAUUUUGAGCCUUCUGAAGAGAAACGUUUGCAUACUGAGGAUGUCGUUAAGAUUGCUGGGGAUUUUGCUUAGAAUUGAUGCCACGGUUUUCGAAUUGGACCAGGAUAUAUACGAUGAACAAAUAUUGGAAAUCAGCAGUAUGUACACCUCUCAUCCAGAUGAAUUCGUCAAGCAGUUUUGCUUUCCAAUAUUGUCCCGACUUGCCACCUCCAAUAGAAUAACAACUUUGAUAUUCAAAGCGGAUCUAUUCACGCCAAUUUUUGAGACGUUGGAAAAAAGCGAUAAGGUUGAAUUGAUUAAAAACACUUUGGAUUUGCUUUAUAUUUUGCUGGAUGCACCGGCAGCCAUAGGGAUUCUCGCUGACAUAAAAGUCUUUAAAGUUGAACUUAUAAUGAAGUAUAUCGACCAUUAUGAUACAGACAUUCAAAACAAAUCGUUGGAAAUAAUUAGAAAGUUAACUUACUUUCAAAUUGAAGCAAUACAGAAAAUGUUUAGGGAGCAACAUUUAGUCGAGAAAAUGCUCAACAUUAUCAUGGAUGAGGAGUUAAAAUUACAUCACAAUAAGGCUUUCAGUAUUUUAUCCAACUGCAUGGAUUGCGAUGAAACUAACGCUUAUUUUGUCGACACUUUGGAGUUUAUUAAAUUUUGCCAGUGGGUGAAAAAAUGCGGUUCAGAGUACAUGCUUUUGUGCGUCAGCAUUUUUUAUCAGUUGACUCUUUUACCUGAUUUGAGACAAAUUUUAUUUGAUCUGUCGGUUGAGGAAUCUAUUCUGAUGUUUUUGAGGAGCAAGGAUAAAAAGGUUCUCAAUUAUACAUGUAAAGCUAUCUCGAACAUGACAGAACACACUUACUGCUGCCAAAGGAUGUUAACACCAAUUGUCUUCAAGGAAAUCCUCGGUAUUCUUCGAAGAGAAUACGAUCCUGAAGAUCCAGAAAAUGAGGUAGCAUUAAAGACACUUCACGAUUUUGUUGUAAGAAAUUAUGUGAUCGCUACGCAAAUGUUAGCGGAAUACGAUGGUUUGCCAGUGAUUCUAAAGUAUCUUCAAAAAGGAACGCCAACUUUAAGCGAAGAUUCGUUUUCUAGAGUCCUGCAUAUUUUAAACAUGGUUUCAGUCCACCCUGAACAUAAAAAGGCGAUCAUAAACGAUGAAAUUUUUAAAUUAAUUUUAUCGCAUUUAAGCAACACUUAUGCGGAUGUAAGAGCGGCUGCCGUAGAAAUCGUAACGAAUUUCGUUCCUUUGGAGCCAUUCAGAGAAUUUUUUCUUAAUUCAAGUGGUCCAGCGUAUAUUUUGGAGGUGCUGCAAAAUGCUACAUGCUUGGAUUAUAUUAAGGCGCUUUUGGUUUUCAUUCAUAGCAUUUUGAUUUAUAAAAACGUGGCUGAGGCCUUUUUACACAAUAAAAUUUUAGCUGUGUUGAAAGGAUUACCAAAACAUAUCGCCGUUAAAACACCGUUAGCUGAUCAAAUCUUAAAGUUAAUCUACACCUUGUAUUUGCCUGUGAAGUUCUUCGAGUUGGGUAGACUGGAUGUAAUGGAUAAACUCAAGAAUAGGUUUUAUGUUGUCACAGGGAAUUGGACGUAUGAUAUACCUUUUUUGGAGAUAUACGAAGCGCAAGCGAAGUGUCCUAGAAAUACCGUGUAUGUGGUGAAUUAUUCUGCUGCUAAACAUUUCGAUAUGGUUGAUAGUAAUGAAAGCCUGUUUGAUGAAAGCGACAAGCAGGAAGGAAGCAUUACAACUGUAGAGUUGGUGAAAACGGUGUCUGAUUACACUAUAGACUAUGGGCACAUUUCAAACGAUCCGUUUUUGCCUAGGUACAUAAACCACAUACAACAAUACUUCACCGAAGAUACAUGCUUAAGCCAUAAAGUUAGACUACUUGCUGAAUAUGUGGAUACUUUACUUUGCGGUCCGAAAGAGGACUACAUACCAUCGCAAAAACUGCACACUUUUAAAUUCCACAUUCAAGCUUUGAAAGAAAAACUGGGCAACAACAUAAUACCCAUAGGCUUCCUCAGGUUGGGCUUUCACUGCGAAAAAGCUCUGCUUUUUAAAGCGAUAGCCGAUAAGGUUUCAAUCCCGACCACAUUGGUUCGCGGUCGGGGUAACAUUUAUUGGAACGAGGUGGCCCUCAUGAGGGAAUACAACGUCGAGUGCAUUCAGUCGGGAUUCUGCGGGAAUUUGGAGAUGUUCGUUGUGGAUUUAAUGAGCGAAAUUGGAAAAUUGUUGCCAAUCGGAAGCAGGGACGCCAAUGCAUAUUGUAGAAUAUUUUGUUAG
This is a messenger RNA of Brassicogethes aeneus, 2505 nucleotides long. The record is from the annotation of a GenBank genome assembly. NCBI's taxonomy places the organism in Eukaryota, Metazoa, Arthropoda, Insecta, Coleoptera, Nitidulidae.